UGAAAUAUACGAAAAGGUUCCGUUCUUUCAAACGAUGCUGAACAUGUAGGGAUGUAUAAAUACGUAUCACGAAACCGGACCAAAGAUGCGACACACGCAUCGAUCUAGUCACUCUUCAAGCUCACCCUCUCCAGCUUACCAUGUUGUCGCAGGACCAGCAGGAUGCAACAACCGUGUGGCUCUGGCCGACGGGCCUGUUCCCUCGCCGGGUCGUCUACUACCUCCGCGCAAAGAACAUCACCACCUCGAUGCUUCACAAGAAGAACAUACGUCUUAUCCCCAUCUUUCUUGACAAAGACGCGCCGAUGCCAGACCUCGUCCCCUACCCCGGCCUCGAAGCCCGUCCUCCCAGAACCUCAGUGCCGGCACUGCGCAUCACGUACGCCGAUGGCACGACGUUUUGGAUAAACGAAACGAACGCGAUCAUGGAGUACUUCGAGGAAGUAUUCAGCGUGGCUAAUGGUUACCCGGACUUGAGGGGCACAACGAUGCAACAACGGGCUAGGACGAGAGACAUCUUGAGCUUGCUCUCCGAUGCCAUCACCUGGAGCAGCGUCGCGCUUGUACAUUCGGAUCCCGACACGAUGUGCUGGUCGGGCUUAGCAAAGGAUGAGAUGAGUGAGAGUGCGGCAACGCAUGCGCGUGGCAAGUUCCACAUGCUUCUGUCGCGGCUGGAGGCUCGGAUACAAGGAGACAUCAUUGGUAACAAGAGCCAGUGUUUGAGCGGUGACGGCACGGACGUCACAUUAGCGGACAUUUGUCUCAUGGCUCAGGUGGAGUAUAUGCAGGAGAUGUAUGGUCUCGAUUGGGUGGCCGAACAUGGGUUAUUGAGGGUUUGGUGUGACAGGAGUAAGGGUCAGAGUUGGGUUGUCAGUAGGAGUGCCUUGGAGGAAGUUGAGAGAACGGGUGACUGGACUGGAAUGCUUGGAAUGUAAGAGCCGCGGUAUGUAGUUGCAAGAUGUCCAGUCAUUGCCGUACUGCUCUUAGUCGAAAUUGUGUUCUGUGUCGCCGUUGCGCUGUUGUUGCAUCGCUCUCCGAGUGCAAGGCC
Alternaria rosae is the source of this 1048-nucleotide messenger RNA. RefSeq lists its product as uncharacterized. The transcript has a single exon. The record is from RefSeq and is a predicted model, not a curated record. Lineage: Eukaryota; Fungi; Ascomycota; Dothideomycetes; Pleosporales; Pleosporaceae. The coding region runs from base 141 to 935 and encodes 264 amino acids.